AUGGUUAAAGGACCUGCUAAAGAAGUUGAAAGAAUUGUCGAAGAAAUUAAUGAAAAAGUAGAAGAUGCUAAACGUAUUGAGAAUAUGAAAUCAUUUACAGCAGAAUUUACAAUUCCAGCAAUCUACUCCUCGCAUAUUAUUGGUAAGGGGGGGAGCAAAAUAAAAUUCAUCAGAGACAAUUACAAUGUUAGGAUAGAUAUAGAUGAUAAGCAUGUUGACAAAAGCAACAACGGUAGGGAAGAAGACGAAAUUGUCAACGUCAAAAUAGUCGGGAUGAAAGUUUACGUUGAAGAGGCUAGGAAUCGAAUUCUAGACAUAAUUGACAAAUUACAUGGAGAAAGUGUUGUUCGUGUGAAUAUUCCACCGCAGUAUCAUGCAUCAUUGAUUGGUGCAAAAGGUAAAGGCGUUAGAAAUCUAGAAGUGAAACAUGGUGUACGUAUUAAAUUUCCAAGAAAUAAGAAUUACAAGAAUCAUCCUACCAUCACUCCUAAAGAUUUAGGUUUAGACCCAGAUGUAGAAAAAUCUGAUGAAGUAUUAAUAAUCGGUGGUAAAAGAGGAGUUAGUGAGGCUAGAACAGAAUUGCUGGAUCUUUUACACUACGCGCAAGAUCAUGAUAAUAUUCUCAGUUUCACUAUUCCAGCCAAAUGUUUGCCACAUGUUGUUGGCAAGAACGGAAGAAGAAUCAAAGAGAUUAAGACUGACACAUUUACAAAGAUUUAUAUUAGUAAACCAAUAACUUUGAAUGUUGAUGACAGCAAUGAUGAUAAUAAUAAUAAGCUAUAUGAGCAAGUUGUUAGAGUAAAUGUGCGUGGUAAUAAAAGGGAUAAUAUCAAGGCCCAGAACAAGAUUUUGGAGAUUGUUGAAGAAUUUGAAAAACAAACAACAAUCAUUAUGAAUAUUGAUCCUAAACAUCACAAGUUUUUGAUCGGACCUGGUGGUAAUCGUAUUAAAGAGGUUAUAGCAAAAGCUGGUGGACCAGAGGAUAAAAGUUCUCAGGCCGGGAUUGUUAAGUUUCCUCGACUUGAUGAUGGUGGUAGUAGAAUCAAUGAGGUUGUAAUUAAAGGAAGUGAAGAACUUGUGAAAAAAAUUAAAGAAGAAUUUGAAAUUUUAAUCGAAGAACAAGAAAAUUUAAUUAUCGAUAUUAUUAAGGUUCCCAGAAAUGAACAUUCAGUUAUUAUAGGCAGGAAUGGGUCCCAACUUCAUAAUAUUCAAAAUAAAUUUAAUGUCGAGCUUUAUUUUCCUGGUUCACAUUUAUAUAAUCAAAUAAUAGUGACACAGAAAAAAGAAAAAGAAAAGCAUCAGGAUAAAUUGUUGUUGAUAGAUAGUAAUGAUUUAGUAAAAAUAAUUGGAAAAGUUGAAAACAUUAAAUUUGCCAAAGAAGUAAUAUUAUCAAAACUUCGAUAUGAAGAUGUGUUUAAAUUUCCAUGUAAAUUCUAUAGUAUAAUCAAUAAUAAUGGAUUGACAUCAAGGAAAUUAAGAAACGAGUACCAUGUAAUAAUUGAACAUCAAGCAGAUGAGAGGAAACAGAUUUCAACAAUCAUCAAUAGAAAACCAAUUUUCAAAAAAUCUACUAAAUGUAUCAUUGGAGGGGCUGAAGAAAAUGAUGAUUAUGAAUUCAAUGUGAAUAAAUUUGGUUUUAAAAUUAUUGACAAUGAUGGCGGUGAGGAUAUGAUGGUGGAGGAUAUGAUGGUGGAAGAUAUGAUGGUGGAAGAGGUGAUGGCGGAGGAUAUGAUGGUGGAAGAGGUGAUGGUGGAAGAGGUGAUGGUGGAAGAGGUGAUGGUGGAAGAGGUGAUGGUGGAGGAGAUGGUGGUGGAAGAGAUGGAAUCAGGAAUUGGAAAUAGAAUCGAAAAUGAGAGAGAAUAUUUUUUGAAUGAAAUUUCUUGGACGCUCAAAGGUGUAAAAGGACAAGUUAAUCAAGCUGUAAAAUAUUUAAAUGAAUUAUUAGAACAAGCGAUUAAUACAUGUACCGGAUAUCUAUCAAUUCCUCAAAUAUAUCAUCGACAUAUUAUUGGGCGUGGAGGAUUAACUAUUUCACAUAUUAGAACAGAGAGUCAAUGUAAGAUUGACGUGCCUAAAGUUAACGGUGAUGAUACAAUUGUAAUCAUUGGUAGCAAAGAAAAUAUUGUAGUGGCUAAAAAUAUGAUAUUUGAAAUAUUGAUUAACUUGAGAAAAGAACAGAAUAGUAGAAGAUAUUAA
Entrophospora sp. SA101 is the source of this 2196-nucleotide messenger RNA. The record is from the annotation of a GenBank genome assembly. NCBI's taxonomy places the organism in Eukaryota, Fungi, Glomeromycota, Glomeromycetes, Entrophosporales, Entrophosporaceae.